AUGUGAUAAGAAGGCUCGAAAAAUCCAAGCUGAAAAAUAUUUUCAUGAAAGGUUGGGAUUGAACUUGAACAGAAAAAAAAAAUCAGUGUGUCGAUGCAGGAUAGACUCUCUGACAUGAGACGGUGCAUUAUAACAAGUGUAGUUAACAUGGAAUGGACAAGCUAACCACAACCAAGAUUGUGAAAGUAGAGGGGGGAUCUGGAGGAUCUGGAAAGGAAAUCCAGAAACACACAGAAACUGUAACGACCACAAGACUGACAUCUCUACCCCCAAAGGGUAACAGCAGCUCCGUGAGCAGCCAACAGGUACUGACCUCCGUAGUGAACAGCUCAGGCUCUGGAGGAGCUUCAGGAGGAGCCGUUCUGGUGGAGAAGAAGAUCAUCACCCAGAGCGGUGCUGAAGGAGGCGCGUCCAGAAGUUAUGUCAUAUCCUCCUCUUCAUCUGGAAGUUCAGCCAGCAGCAGUUCAGGAGCAGGAUCUGUGAUUGGUGGCUUAGAGGAAAUAUCUCGUGUAACCGGACCGAUCAGUAGCUCUACAGUUAAAAGCUCUAGUUCUGCGGUUAAAAGCUCUAGCAGCGCCUCUACCUCCAGCACAGCAGUUGGCGGUUCCUCAUCAGCAGGUGGAGGUCUUUCCUCUGGAUACGGGUCCAUCUCCUCCUCUGAGUUCGUGUCUGGGUCCUCAAGCGGUUCAGUCAGUGUUUCUGGAGGCAGUAUGAACGUGUCCAGAGGUGGAGGAGGUGGUGCUGGUUCCUCUGCGGUCAUGUCCGCCGGAGGAACUUCCAGCUCCGUGACCGUGACCAAGUUCAGCUCCUCGUCUCCCAGCGGGACACGGAAAGGUCUGAGCUACAGCACGGUUCCUCAAGAGAGGAAGACCAGUCUGAGCCUUCACACUGGAGGAUAUGAGGGGAGCUCCAGUGGAAAUUCUUCCCCUGAAUACAUUAAGAAAGAAUACGUUUCGUCAAGCGUCGCCACCAGAGGACGCACUCAAACACGAGAGAGCGAAAUCAGAGCCAGAUUGCAGAGUGCCUCGCCCUCAACUAGAUGGACGGAGCUGGAUGACGUGAAGAGGUUACUGAAGGGAAGUCGCUCCGGGAGCAUCAGUCCACCUCGUUCUCCCACCAGCACUCUACCCAUCCCCAAAAAAGCCAGCGUGGACACCCGUCAUGAGAGCCAGUCAGGGUGUGACGGCACAGUCCUGGACGCGGGAUUCAGCGGGUAUUACACCAACCCAAACAACCUCAGUUACACCACACUGCAACCAUCGUCGCCCACAGGUGGCAUGCAGAACAAUAUGACCUUCAGCUCAUCUGCCCUCAGCAGCGCAGUUUAUGGGAUGCAUAAUAACCUGUCGACAUCCGGUGGCGCUCUCAUGAUUAAUGGAAUUAGUGCUGGCCCAGUGUAUGGGGGGCAGAAGAAUAUGGGCAGCGCUGGACUGGCCACCACUGUUACUACCGUUCCCAGCAGCCCUAUCACAGCUGAUGAUGUGUUUGUGAGAGAUGGCAAGUUUAUUACGAUUGGAAAAGAAAACGUAGCGGCUAAGAAAGAGACCGAGCGACUGAUCAUGUCCAAAAACACUGGAAAACAGUUCAUCACUUCCACCACCAGUGCUGGAGCAGAUUCUGAGGAUUCACUCAAGAGGGAGAAAAAGAUGAUCUCCAGCACUAUUGACUCAACGGUUACUGCUUCCAGAGCCUCAACAAAAGACAAGGCAACCUAUGCAGAGAUCCGCACAGAUGAGUGUGACGGCGCAGGACUAGGAUUCUGUUCCUGCUGCUCGUGGUGGAAGUGGCUUCUUGCGCUGAUUUUAGGUCUCCUCCUUCUACUCGGACUCCUCUGUGGUCUCAUCGCACUGGGUGAGGAGGUCCGGAAGCUGAAGGCUCGUAUGAACGCUAUUGAUGGUGGAGAAAAAGCAGCUUCUGCUCGAACCAGCCGUUUAUCCGCAACUCCGGCUGUCAACAUCAUUGAUCCGCUAGAGUCUUCAUAUGCUGAGCGCGUCCCUGGCGUCCGAGCCGAUAACACUAUAAACCUGGGUUCAGCUUCUGCUGCACAAGACCCUGUGGUUCUGCAGAGGACCAUCCAACAGAUUCUCAGAUCCGAACUUCAAUCAGACAUCAUCAGAGCUUCACUGGCCACUUCGCUUAAGGGUGACAGAGGAGAACCUGGGCCUAAAGGUGACCAAGGACCUCCUGGAGUGAAAGGUGAUACAGGGUUUCCUGGAAUUCCAGGUCCUCCUGGUCUCAUUGGUCACCCUGGACAGGAAGGUCCUCGAGGACCCAAAGGAAGUGCAGGUGAAUCAGGAAAUGAUGGUUUACCUGGGCCGAGAGGUCGAGAGGGGCCAGCGGGUCCCAGAGGAGAACCAGGACCCUCAGGAUUUGGAGAGAAAGGAGAAAAAGGCUCAUCCGGUGAUGUUGGUGCACCUGGGCUAGCAGGACCCCCAGGCCCUAUGGGACCCAAAGGUGAUGCAGGUGCACAAGGCAUACCGGGUCUACAGGGAGCUCCCGGACCCCAAGGCUUCCGUGGAGAUUCUGGUGAUCCUGGACCCAAGGGUGACAAAGGACCUGCUGGACCAGCUGGAGUCAAAGGUGAUCAUGGAGAGAGAGGACCACGUGGUGCCACUGGUGAGCCGGGUCAGGUCGGACCAGCAGGGCCUCCUGGUGAGAAAGGUCCUAAAGGAUCAGCAGGUGCUCCUGGGCCAGAUGGUGUUAAAGGAAUUCGAGGGGAUCAAGGACCGAUCGGUUUGCCUGGAGCUCGGGGACCCUCAGGACCUCCUGGAGAUGCAGGAAUACCAGGCACACCAGGACUUCAAGGGCCGCCAGGUUUGCCAGGUACUCCGGGCCAGCCAGGAGCUAAAGGUGACCCUGGUGAACCCGGAAGAAUCAUUUCUGCUGGCUCUAAUACUAACACUGUGGGAGUACCUGGACCCCCUGGACCUGCUGGAGCUCCAGGUCCUGCUGGACCGCCUGGACUAUCAGGCCCUAUUGGUCCUGCUGGUCUUCCUGGUACACCCGGUUCAAAGGGGGAUAAAGGGGACAGAGGAGAAGAUGGGAAGCCUGGAGUCUCUGAAAGAGCAGAAAAGAAAGCUGCUUCUGAACCUGGCCCUCCUGGCCCACCUGGUCCACCCGGACCACCUGGGAAUGAUGGAAAACCAGGUGUCGGUCAACCUGGUCCUCCUGGUGAAAAAGGUGAACCGGGAAGCUUUGUACCCACUUCAGAAACCUUCUUUGCUGGACCACCUGGGCCUGCUGGACCUGUUGGACCAAAAGGAUCACAAGGUGAUAUUGGCCCUCAAGGUUUCCCUGGCCAGCCUGGAUUACCUGGAGAACCUGGAAUUGGUAUUCCCGGACAGCCAGGGUCACCAGGACCACGUGGAGAACAAGGUUCCGAGGGCCCACCGGGACCACAGGGACCACAAGGACCCAUGGGUCCCAUGGGGCCAGAAGGUCCAAAAGGUGAUGCCGGAGUCCCAGGGGCCCCUGGCAUUCCAGGAUAUUCCUACGGUGGAGGAUCCAGAAGCGCUCCGGGACCACCUGGUCCACCUGGACCCCCAGGGCCUCCCGGAGCACCCGGUUCAUCAGAUGGUGGCUCACCAGAUGUUGUUCAGCAGAUAUCAGACUACCUCAGAAGUGAACCCAUCAGAGAUUACCUGAGCGGACCUCCAGGCCCACCUGGACCACCAGGACCUCCAGGAUCAGGCUCUGAAGAUUCGCUGGCUAACCGUGUUAUUGAAUACCUUCAAAGAGAUGAGGUGAGGCAGUACCUGAUCGGUCCUCCAGGUCCCCCAGGGCUCCCAGGUGCACCAAGUGGAUAUGGCUUUAACACUCAGGAAGUUGCUGGACGAGUGCUAAGUCUGAUGAACGAUGGUGAUUUCAGAGGUCUGCCAGGACCUCCUGGCCCCCCAGGACCUCAAGGACCACCAGGAAGCGCUGGAGGAAUAGUGUCUUACGCCGCUAAUGAAAAUCAACAGCAAAUCCGUGCAGAGCCUCAGGAGUAUAUCAAAAGUCACCCAAGCCCUGAAGAGAAUUUGGAUUACGCAGUCAUCGCUAAAAAGCUUUCAGAUUACACCAAGUCUCUUGGCCUUGUAGAUUUCCAGAAUGGUCCACACGGUGUAGAAUUUGGACCCCGUGGAGCCACUGGAUUCCCUGGACCCUCUGGAGCCCCUGGAUUACCUGGACCGAAAGGAAACCGUGGAGCCCCUGGACCUCCAGGAAUCAGUGUAGAAUUUUCUUCCUCCAAUAUGACAGCGAUCAUGGACUACAUCAGAGAGAACCAUAUGAUUGGACCACCAGGGCAGAAAGGGGAUCUAGGAUACCCUGGACCACCAGGACUGAGAGGACUCGUAGGUAUACGAGGUCAGCCAGGCUUUCCAGGCAACCCAGGAAUGAAAGGACAAAAGGGAGAGAGGGGUGAUGCUUCGUAUGUCAGGCGCAGGAAAAGGAGGAGCACAAUUGUUUAGCUAGCGUGCCUUUAGCAGCUAAGACAUGUACAUAUUUAGUCUUUACUUUAGAUUUGAUUUUAAAAAGCUAUAUUUACGUGAUCAAAUUCAUUCACUUUAUGAUGCCAGUUUCUAGUAUUUCAUAAUGUUUUUUUUUUUUUUUUUUUUUGCAUGAAUGGUUUACAUGUAAUCUGGGGGCGUGCUUUAAAUUGUACUUUUUGUCAUUUUCUGCUGUUAAAAUGCUUGCGUCAGACUCAAACGUGAUUUAAAUUGAGAAUAAAGAUUUUUUUUUUUUUGUAAAAUCGUGGCUUGCAGUAACCUUCAGGAACAGACACGUGUUCACCACAAAUGUUUUAAUUACAGCAGCUUCCUAUAAAUCACAACGACUUGAUCUUUGACACAAACACAGUACAAACUGUUAUGCUGCUAACUUUACCUCACGAGUUGAAAAUGCUUGGAAAAAAUGAAGACGACCUCAAAAUCAAAUGCAAACAGGCAUAGUGAACGAAACGAGCGAGGACUUCCUUUACCAGAAGGUGCACAGCACUCUCUGUACAAAUCAAACACAUACAGCGAUGCUCUCAGGCGAUCACAAUGACAAUCUGCCUUUUUUCACAGAUUUAAAAUGUUGCUUUGAUCGUUUGAUCGACGGCGCGAAUGUAAAUGCAGUAAACACGUUUCAAACUAAGCUGAGAUGAAAAGUAUCUAUUACUAAUAAAAUGUGCUACGAUAUACAAGAAUAAAAGAACACCUGACUGGUUAAAGUACAUCGGUUUACAGGACAAACCCCUCCUUUGACUGAAAAGUACACUAACGCACUCUAGAGAUGUCCGAGAGAACUAAAACGCACGUAAUCGAAAAACCAUUUGGUGUUUUUGAGGAGCAUGAGUAGCAUGGACAAUAUGCAGAAGCUCUCUUGCUUUGAGGUUCACAGAUAAUAAUGAUGGUGGAGGCGAUUUCGUUCGGCUGCAUGUUCACAUUGCAUAGCAGUGCACGCGCAAACGCGCUUUAAACCACAGUGGCGUCAGGAUAUUUGCAUACAGUGUGGCUGAUAUGUUACAACACCUCCAAGAACACCUCCAUCAAAAAUGUUAUCACCAUUGGUGGUUAAAUCAUUCGCUUAGUUUAGUGCAAGUCAAUUAGCCCGAAGCUGAACAGUCAUUUCAUGUAAGCAGAUCUAAUCCUUAAAAACGCUACAGUAAACCACAUCAGUAAGACACUGAUUCGAAA
Messenger RNA from Puntigrus tetrazona (Sumatra barb), 5660 nucleotides. RefSeq names its product collagen, type XVII, alpha 1a (gene col17a1a). The record is from RefSeq and is a predicted model, not a curated record. Lineage: Eukaryota; Metazoa; Chordata; Actinopteri; Cypriniformes; Cyprinidae. Bases 153 to 4451 code for a protein of 1432 amino acids. The transcript has 52 exons.